Messenger RNA from Tripterygium wilfordii, 426 nucleotides. RefSeq lists its product as uncharacterized. The transcript has a single exon. The record is from RefSeq and is a predicted model, not a curated record. The coding region runs from base 1 to 426 and encodes 141 amino acids. NCBI's taxonomy places the organism in Eukaryota, Viridiplantae, Streptophyta, Magnoliopsida, Celastrales, Celastraceae.
AUGGCUCAUGAAAUGAAUUUUUUCCGUGGGAUACCUUUUGGUAGAGGUCGGUUACGGGUUUUCCACUUGCUUUUUGCUGAUGACAGUCUACUUUUUUGUCAAGCUAGUGAAGGAGAUUGGUGUUGUAUCCAAAAAAUUUUGGAUUCAUAUGGAAGGGUCUCAGGUCAGCUUAUAAACAAUAGUAAGACCAGUAUCUAUUUUGGUAGAUUUACUCCAGUUCAUCUUCGAGUUAAUUUAAUGUCUCUAAUUGGUGUUGUUGAGGCUCAAAGGUUUGAUCGUUAUCUGGGGUUACCUGCUAUUGUUGGCAGAUCUAAAAGAAAUGCCUUUUCAUAUUUAUUGGAAAGAAUUCAGAAGAAAAUUUCGAGUUGGUCACAUCGAAACCUCUCACAAGCUGGCAAAGAAGUCUUUGUUAAGGCUGUACUUUAA